This is a messenger RNA of Acanthocheilonema viteae, 1257 nucleotides long. NCBI's taxonomy places the organism in Eukaryota, Metazoa, Nematoda, Chromadorea, Rhabditida, Onchocercidae. The record is from the annotation of a GenBank genome assembly.
AUGGAAGGCUCAACGUCUUGCGCUUCCGACAACGAUGCAAAUACUUCAAGAGAAUCAGAAACCAUGAUCGAAAUGCGUAAUGUAACAACACCAGCUCCAGGUAGCAACAAUUCGUCAUUUGUAAAUGAAGCUCCAAGUCCUUUAGGACAUCUUGAUCCUCACAGACUGAGGGACAUGGUAGUCGAUAAACAAACAGCAUGUCAGACGCAGGUCGAAUCUCCCUAUAAGCAACCUUAUUGGACUCCUUCGCCUGCUGAUCCUUCCCAGUCACCUUCGUCAAAUAUCCGUUCAGUACCGACCAAUUCAAGUUCUCCAGUAACAUCACUUAUGCAGCCACCUAGAUUACCAGGUGGUACAAUGCGAGAUUCAGCUUUGUUAUCUCCAAGUGUUACACGCACUUCCGUACAACAACAGCCAAUGGGAAUGUGUUUACCGGUUCGUAGUCCAAUGGGAAGUCCAAGUGGUAUGCAUCCACCACCCUCGCCGUUCAUAAGUCGUCCUUCCUCAAAUGCUUCUCCUUCUCCAUAUAUGCAACCACCACAAACUCCUAUUCAUUAUCAAGCAAAUUUGCAAAGUCCAGCAGAGUUUGCACCACGACGUUUACCUCGUUUUUACAAACAAGAUUUAACAGUUCAGGGGAAAGUGAUUUGUUAUGAAUUCUUAAGUCGUAAAUUUUGCAAAAAGUAUAGUUUGGAAGAAAUAAUUAUUAACAAAAUAGGUGUGAUACCGUCAAGCCACGUACCACCUUCGCCUCCCUGUACUCCAUAUCUUUCACGAAUGCCAGCGGUGGGUCCACCACAACAGCAAUAUUCAUGCCAUGCGCAAAUGCAACAACCUCAGUGGACAAGUCAACAAACUCAGCAGCAUUUUGGUUCCGGACCUGUGCAUCGUGUUAUGAUACAGCGACUCCCUUACUCAGGAUAUCCACCAGCUAUGUCGCAGCUGCAGCUACAAAACAGUCAGCAUCCUUCAUCUUCCAAUGUUUUUCCAGCUGUCGCUUCCGGAGCAGCAGUUACGCCAGCAUCACGGGGAACCAUGUAUCCACCGCCGUCAGUAGUCGCUUCUCAACAAUCUUCUGGACCACAAUCUGCUCCAUAUCCGCUACAAUCUUGCUAUCAAUCUAAGGGGCUGCAACAGCCAAAAUAUUCUGUUCAAUCUCCAGUCUAUCGUCAACAGCAGCCACAAUCGGUGUCAGUGAGAACCUACCUUGGCAACCAACCAUCGUCGUUGUCUGCCUCUCCUACUUAUCAGUGUUAG